CAUUAUACUAUUCUUGCCAGAUUGUCAGAAUCUUGUGCAAUGCGGCGGUCUAUGAUACAAUAUUUCUAAUAAUUGUAUUGUGUGUUUAGUUUACUAAUUAAAUUCUAUUGCAAGUGCGAGUUUAUUGUUAAGCGUAAUAAUUGGUCCGUGACCAUGCCAGAUAUGGACAAGUUAACUCUCGCCGAGAUAUACACUUCGGACAAGAAUGGAAACGAUGAGACAGGGGACGGUACGGAGGCUAAGCCUUUUAAAACAAUAUUGAAGGCUAUGAAACAUGCCGGCAAGGAGCCUUUUCCUACUAUCUACGUUGACGCAAAAGAAGAUGGGAAAACUUAUGAAGUAGCAGCGAAGUCUCAGUUGAAGAAGAUUCAGAAGAUCUGGGUACGCGAGAACUACAAGGCGGCGGACAAGGCGAAAGCGGAAGACGAGAGCAAUGAGAAGAGACAACAGAACUUGGAAGAGGCCAAGAAAAUCGUUAUCAAAGAGGACCCCAGCCUGCCCAAGGCGACCGUUGUGAAGAUAUUCGAAGCAACGGAGUACCGGGGCAAGCGUAUCUGCGUCCGCGGCUGGGUACAUCGCUUGCGGCGGCAGGGGCGGGCGCUCAUGUUCCUCACACUGCGAGACGGCACCGGCUACCUUCAGUGCGUCCUACACGGAGCCCUCUGUCAGACCUACAACGCCCUGGUACUAUCUACCGAGUCAUCCGUCAUCCUGUACGGACAACUCGAAGUCGUGCCUGAGGGGAAGACUGCUCCGGGCGGGCACGAGUUGACGGCUGACUACUGGGAGCUGGUGGGGCUGGCCCCCGCCGGCGGGGCCGACGCUAUCCUCAAUGAGGACGCUCUACCCGACGUGCAGCUUGAUAACCGGCACAUAAUGAUCCGCGGCGAGAACACCUCGAAGGUCCUCCGCGCUCGCGCCGCCGUCACCCGCGCCUUCCGGGACCACUUCGCCAGCAGGCACUACACGGAGGUGACCCCGCCCACCCUGGUGCAGACGCAGUGUGAAGGCGGCAGCACGCUCUUCAAGUUCAAGUACUUCGGAGACGACGCUUACCUGACGCAGAGCUCGCAGCUGUACCUGGAGACAUGCCUGCCGGCGCUGGGUGACGUGUACUGCAUCGCGCAGUCAUACCGGGCCGAGCAGUCGCGCACCAGGAGACAUCUCGCCGAAUAUAGCCACGUGGAAGCGGAGUGUCCGUUCAUAACGUUCGAGGAUCUGCUGUCCCGGCUGGAGGACCUGGUGGUGGACGUGGUGGAGCGCGUGCUGGCCUCGCCCGCGGGGCCGCUCGUACGAGAGCUCAACCCCAACUUCAAGAAACCGGAGAAGCCAUUCAAGCGUAUGGCGUACACGGAAGCCAUCGAGUACCUCCGGGAACAUAACAUCACCAAAGAAGACGGAUCCUUCUAUGAGUUCGGAGAGGACAUCCCCGAGAUGCCGGAGCGCAAGAUGACAGACGCGAUAGGCGUGCCGAUCCUGCUGUGCAAGUUCCCGGCGGAGAUCAAGUCGUUUUACAUGUCGCGAUGCGCGGACGACGCGCGGCUCACCGAGUCCGUGGACGUGCUCAUGCCGGGCGUGGGCGAGAUCGUGGGCGGCUCCAUGAGGAUAUGGGACCACCAGGAGCUCAUGGAAGGCUACAAACGCGAGGGCAUCGACCCUUCCCCGUACUACUGGUACACCGACCAGCGCAAGUUCGGCUCCGUGCCCCACGGCGGCUACGGGCUGGGGCUAGAGAGGUUCCUGUGCUGGCUUCUGGACCGGUACCACAUCCGCGAGGUGUGCCUGUACCCACGCUUCCUUGAGCGUUGUACGCCAUAAGCUGCCACGGAAAGACACGUGGGUGUUUUUUUUUUAACUUAUACAUGUUAUUUCGGUGGCGCAUUUUCCUUUUUGUCCGAAUUUGAGAGUGUGACUUGUAAGUCAGUACAAAACUAACACAUCAGUCACACACAGUCAUCAGUCGUCUUGUACAUUGUUAAGAGCCCCCAGCGUUCCCUAUUAGAGCCCUUAGCACUUUCCAUUUGUCCGGCCAAAUAGUUAAUGCCAUUUGCGGCAAAUCUACAAUUAACCACGUCAAUAAAAAAUGUAUAUCGUAGGGGCUUCGAAUCUCGGCUGAGACUCUAAAUCACGUGGUUUACAGGAUUAGUACCCUUUUAAUAAUGGCUAUAGGCUCGUCCCCUAUUACAUGGGACUUACACAUAGCUGGCAAAAAGGGGGUGUAUACUAUACGCCUUUGGGGAUAUAGCAUCAUGUUAUGUUAUGCUUUUGUUUUUCCAAACAUUUAAUAAGCGUCUCAUAGAACAUUCGACUACAUCGACAGAAAUGUAUCCCAUUCAAAAUACAUAAUACCGGGUUCUUACCGCGUUUUUAACGAUAAAGCGAUAAUACUGAUUACUCAUAUGCCUCGGAGUCUCAUAUGCCUGAUUUUUACGCGGUAAGAGCCCGGUAUUUUGUGUUUUUAUUAUAAUAAUAACCUGCGUAAACCUCAAACAAUGUAUAUAUUCUAUUGUCGCUUUAUCGUUAGAAAAACGCCACCUAAAUUACGUGUACUUUAAAAAAUCACCCAGGUAUAAAAUACCUAAACACGUUCUCCGAAAACUAUCCGCUAAACUAUCUAUUCAACAGCCUAUAUACGUCCCACUGCUGGGCACAGGCCUCCCCUCAAUCAACCGGAGGGAAUAUGGAGCACACUCCACCACGCUGCUCCACAACCUCUGUUCUAUUACAGUUAAAACAGCCAUCGUAGCCAGGGCUAACAUAUGCAACGUAUUAAAAUUCUGUCACGGUAAUUUUAUCGAUUCUGACGAUAUAAUUAUGUCGUUUUGUCGAUUGGUGCUAACAUGUGAACCCAAAUAAGUCAUGUCGUUCUGUCAAAAUAUGAACAAAAAUCACGUGACACGCAUGUUAGGGACGAAACAAAUUUAUCGAUUUAGACAAUAUUUAUCGAAUCGAUCGAUAAUUUUAUCACGAUGCGCAUGUUGACCCUGCUGGAUUUCUUUCUAGAAGUCGACCAACCUCAAUAUAAACACAUCUUUAGGUAUUUCGUACACAGCCUAAACUAUGAUCCAACAGACGUAACUUGAUUAGAUACCUAGGUGGUGGCAGCAUGUCAGAGACAAGCGCCAUCUAGCGAAAACGGGAUGUAACCUUUUUUAUCAUAAAACAAAAGAAAAACAAUAAAAAACAAAAUAGUAACAAGAACGACGCCGUUUCAUUUUCCCGCUCCUUAUAUUAAAUUUAUUUUAUAAAACCAAAUAUAUCCAAUUAUUAUCCAUAUUAUUUACCUAUUUCUUCAUUAUGACGUAUAUUUAGUCUCGAGGAGCACGGUGGCGCAGCGGUAAACGCGCUCGGUCUGCGAUUGUUGAAGUAAAGCAACUUUCGCAAAGGCCGGUCAUAGGAUGGGUGACCACAAAAAAAAGUUUUCAUCUCGAGCUCUUCCGUGCUGAAGGCACGUUAAGCCGUUGGUCCCGGCUGCAUUAGCAGUCGUUAAUAACUGUCAAUCCGCACUGGGCCCGCGUGAUGGUUUAAGGCCCGAUCUCCCUAUCCAUCCAUAGGGAAGGCCCGUGCCCCAGCAGUGGGGACGUUAAUGAGAUGAUGAUAAUAUUUUGUCUCUUUCGUACUAUUAAACAGAACGACCAGUUCAAUACAAUUAGUGAACAUCCUAUCUUGAAAGUUUGUGAGAAUGGAUGUUUGUUACUCUUUCACGCAAAAACUACUGAAUGGAUUUUAAUGAAACUUUACAAUAAUGUAGCUUAUACAUCAGGACAACACACAGGCUUCAACAAUUUUAAAAAAAUCGGUAAUCCUUACCGCGGAAACCGAAAUCCACGCGGACGGUCGCAGGCGACCGCUAGUAUUUCAAUAAAUUUAACAUUUUACAAUAGCUUCAAAUGCGCGGUAUGAAUUAGAUCUGACAAAGUACGUAAGCUAGUGUUGUGAAGUUCAUUAGCACAGUGAUGUAUCAGUCGAUAUUAGGUCGAUCGAUUCUUUUCUAUUUAAUAGUAUAGAUAUCUCUUUCGCACGAGGCGAUAUAUUAUAUAUCUGUCCUGCUCUCAUUCUUCAGGUUACGUUUGUUGGACUAUAUUUGUUUAUCUUAUCCUAUAUUCAGUGGAAUUUAAUUAAUAAUUAUGCAUUUAUGCUGCAUAUUAUUUGUAUUUAAGCUAUUUAUUGUAGCUAAAGUUAUUUGCUAAGUACACAAAUACGACUCGAAAUUGUUUGCAUUUUCAUUUGAAUUUAAAAUACAUAAAUAAUUAAAACAGGAAUGCAUUCCACCGAGAAGUCAAAUGUAUGUGGCGUUGUAUAUGAAAUAGUAUUUGAAUAAAAGCUUGUUUUGAAA
This is a messenger RNA of Pectinophora gossypiella (pink bollworm), 4336 nucleotides long. It is a transcript of the gene AsnRS, whose product is annotated as asparagine--tRNA ligase, cytoplasmic. The transcript has 10 exons. Gene Ontology annotation, biological process: asparaginyl-tRNA aminoacylation. Gene Ontology annotation, cellular component: cytoplasm. Bases 154 to 1818 code for a protein of 554 amino acids. Lineage: Eukaryota; Metazoa; Arthropoda; Insecta; Lepidoptera; Gelechiidae. The record is from RefSeq and is a predicted model, not a curated record. Gene Ontology annotation, molecular function: asparagine-tRNA ligase activity; nucleic acid binding; ATP binding.